This is a messenger RNA of Trichomycterus rosablanca, 1584 nucleotides long. RefSeq names its product STEAP family member 3, metalloreductase (gene steap3). The coding region runs from base 41 to 1498 and encodes 485 amino acids. Gene Ontology annotation, biological process: copper ion import. Gene Ontology annotation, molecular function: cupric reductase (NADH) activity; ferric-chelate reductase (NADPH) activity. Gene Ontology annotation, cellular component: endosome; plasma membrane. The transcript has 5 exons. The record is from RefSeq and is a predicted model, not a curated record. Lineage: Eukaryota; Metazoa; Chordata; Actinopteri; Siluriformes; Trichomycteridae.
CUACGACAGAAGGUAAACUGACGGACUAGGAGCAGUGGCGAUGUCAGAUGAAACGAGAGCCCCUUUGCUCUCAAACACAGACUGCACAGAUGAUGCUUUACUUGUAGCUCCUGACAGGACCACAGUGGCCAUAGUGGGUUCUGGUGACUUCUCACGCUCCCUGGCUGUCCGGUUGGUGGCGUGUGGUUUCAAUGUGGUUGUAGGAAGUCGCUGUGUGAAGCGCAUUUCUCCUGGUCUGUUUCCUGACACGGUGGAGCUGCACAACCAAGAGGGGGCGGUAAAAAGGGCCAAGAGAAUUGUCUUCCUGGCCCUUUAUCCUGAGUACUACUCAUCUCUGCUGGGUCUCAGGGCAGCAUUGACUGGGAAAAUCCUUGUGGAUGUGAGUAAUGGAGUAGAAAUGAACAGCGAGAGGCAGUCUAAUGCGGAGCAGCUAGCCGUAAUGUUCCCAGAAAGCACGAUAGUUAAGGGGUUCAACACAAUCUCAGCAUGGACACUGCAGACUGGCUCACAAGAUGGCACCAGACAGGUGCCGCUAUGCAGUGACAGUGCUGAAGCAAAUGAUGAAGUUGCCCAACUCGCCCGUCGCAUGGGCUUUUACCCAACGGACAUGGGAGGCCUGUGUCAAGCAAGAGAUCUUGAAAAGGCAACACUGCGUUUUUUCCCAUUAUGGCGCAGCCCUGUCAUCAUCAUCUUCCUCCUCUUUCUUUUCUUCUAUGGGUAUGGAUUCCUUCGUGGGAUCCUUCUGCCCUACCUGGCCAAUGGGCAGAACUCUUUCUAUCGCUUAAGCCUCGACCUAGUGAAUGAGAGCCUUUCGGCUGUGGCACUGGUCAGUCUGGCACUGGUUUAUCUACCGGGACUGUUUGCUGCAUGGUUACAGCUGUGGAGAGGCACCAAAUAUCGGCGUUUUCCUCGCUGCCUGGAUGCCUGGCUGCUGCGGAGGAAACAGCUUGGUCUUCUGAGCUUCCUGUGCGCUGCCCUGCAUGGAGUGUAUAUCCUCUGCCAUCCGCUGCGCACUGCCACACAACACAGGCUCAUCAAUGCUGCUUACUCACAGAUGAAAGCUGGUAUGGAGAAACCGUGGGAUGAGGCAGGGGUUUGGCGUUCUGACCUGUAUCUGUCUUGUGGUGUCUUGGGGUUGGGAGCACUUGCCCUGUUAGCCAUCACAUCAUUUCCCUCAGUUAGUAAUGCCCUCACAUGGAGAGAGUUCACCUUUGUUCAAUCUGGGCUGGGCUACGUGGCCCUGACUCUCUCAGUCAUGCAUGCAUUGCUGUUUGGCUGGGAUUUCUUUUUGUCUCCCCAAGUGUAUCCCUUCUACAUGCCUCCUACCUACAUGCUAGCUGUGGCUCUGCCAUGUGCUGUGCUGGUGUGCCGCUGUUUCCUGUUGUUGCCAUGUGUCUCUACCAGGUUGGCACGAAUACGCCGAGGCUGGGAGAGAACACGCAAAUGCCCUGUACAGCACCAUCUAGUGGUGGACGACAGGACACAUCCACAAGUUUAACAGAGACGAGAGUUAUUACAGUAAGAAAGCUUAAACAGACAGUACAAUCCAUCUUAUCUUCAACAGGCACAGCUGUAUGGACUGGA